Messenger RNA from Aspergillus pseudoviridinutans, 1293 nucleotides. RefSeq lists its product as uncharacterized. The transcript has 5 exons. NCBI's taxonomy places the organism in Eukaryota, Fungi, Ascomycota, Eurotiomycetes, Eurotiales, Aspergillaceae. The coding region runs from base 1 to 1293 and encodes 430 amino acids. The record is from RefSeq and is a predicted model, not a curated record. Gene Ontology annotation, molecular function: O-methyltransferase activity.
AUGGUGCUUAUUCAGGGCAGUAGCAUGCCAGCCCAGGGAACAGAGGAAGGCCCGUUCCCAGUCGAUGUGUCUAUCGCUACCGAGCCGAAUAACAUCGAAGCAGUUCCCACGCUGCUGAAGGAGAUUACAAACGGUUUUGAUGUCUUCGCUGCUAGUAAUGAAGGCCGGGAAGACUUGGUCAUCAAAUGCCGCGCCUUGGUCCAAGCUCUGGAGACUCCCCGAGAGACCAUGAUCCAUCAUUGUUGGGCACAGACUGGUGCAAUAGCUGGCCUCAACUUCGGUGUGGACUCAGGAUUGUGGAUACUAAUGGCACAGAACGGCGACAAGCCACAGAAAGUCGACGAUUUGGCGGCAAAUCUUGGGAUUGAUAACGUGCUUCUGAGUCGUCUAAUGCGACACCUCAGUGCUAUGGGGUAUCUCAUCGAGAUUGGGGAGGACGAGUACAGGUUGACGAAUUACACGAAGGCGAUGAGCAUCCCCGUUAUUGGGAACAGUUACCUUGCCAUGCUAUCUUGCACAAGUGCUGGCCCCAUGAGAUUCCACGAGUUCUCCCGAAAGCGAGGGUGGGUGAAUCCCACGGAUGCCAAAGAUACGGCAAUGAUGUAUGCCUACGGAACAAAUUUGGAUACGUUUGCGUGGCAGCAAUUUCUGGGCUAUGGUACACACUUUAAUGACCACAUGGGCAGCUACGACCUUGGUUGCUUGCCGUGGAUGGACCCUGGUUUCUACCCGGUGAAAGAGAGGCUGAUCGACGGUGCCGAUACCGAUCCAGAAGCUCCGUUUCUCGUCGAUAUUGGCGGCAAUGUGGGCCAUGAUCUGGCGCGAUUUCACAGCUACUACCCUAAAGUCCCAGGGAAGUUGAUCCUUCAGGAUUUGCCUGUGGUAAUAGGCCAAAUUCGGGACCUAGCUCCGGCUAUUAUCCGUAUGGAGUACGACUUUCAUACGGAACAACCCGUAAAAGGCGCCCGAGCCUAUUAUAUGCGCAAUUGCUUGCACGAUUGGCCAGACGAUGUGUGCGAUAGCAUCCUGGCACGAGUCAAAGCGGCCAUGAAGCGCGGAUAUAGCAGGUUAUUAAUUCAUGAGCACGUGAUACCAGAGACAGGUGCCUACUGGGAAGCCACAGCACUCGAUAUGGUCAUGUUGACGCUCCUAUCUGCUCAGGAACGCACCCGCGCUGCUUGGUACAACCUCAUUGAAACAAGGGCAGGUCUUAAUAUCGUUAAGAUCUGGAGCGGUGGGAAAGGUUCCCAGAGUCUAAUUGAAUGUGAGCUGCCCAAUGAUGGAAUGGAUUGA